GGGCCGCGAGCCGUGCGCGGUGACGUCACGGCCGGGCGCCGUGGCUAUAAAAGCCCGGUGCGACGGCCACGUUUCUCUUCGUCGCCGGCGUGAGUUGGCAGGCGCGGCGGGCCCUGAGACGCCAGCAUGCCAGUCGCCAGGAGUUGGGUUUGUCGCAAAACCUAUGUCACCCCACGGAGGCCCUUCGAGAAGUCGCGUCUCGACCAGGAACUGAAGCUGAUCGGAGAAUAUGGGCUCCGGAACAAGCGUGAGGUGUGGAGGGUCAAGUUUACCCUGGCCAAGAUCCGCAAGGCCGCCCGGGAGCUGCUGACACUCGACGAAAAGGACCCGCGGCGUCUUUUUGAAGGCAAUGCUCUGCUGAGGCGACUUGUUCGCAUUGGGGUACUGGAUGAGGGCAAGAUGAAGCUGGAUUACAUCCUGGGCCUGAAGAUUGAGGACUUCUUGGAGAGGCGGCUGCAGACCCAGGUCUUUAAGCUGGGCCUGGCUAAAUCUAUUCACCAUGCCCGCGUGCUCAUCCGCCAGCGUCAUAUCAGGGUCCGCAAGCAGGUGGUGAACAUCCCGUCCUUCAUUGUCCGCCUGGACUCCCAGAAGCACAUUGACUUCUCCCUCCGCUCUCCUUACGGUGGUGGACGCCCAGGCCGCGUGAAGAGGAAGAACGCCAAGAAGGGCCAGGGUGGUGCUGGGGCUGGUGACGAUGAGGAAGAGGAUUAAGUCACUCCUCCCCAGACUGCAGAGUCAUCCAGAUUUCCAGUUGACUAAUAAAACAGAAUUAAUUAA
Messenger RNA from Mesocricetus auratus (golden hamster), 777 nucleotides. RefSeq names its product ribosomal protein S9 (gene Rps9). Bases 127 to 711 code for a protein of 194 amino acids. The transcript is spliced from 5 exons. Gene Ontology annotation, molecular function: rRNA binding; structural constituent of ribosome. Gene Ontology annotation, cellular component: cytosolic small ribosomal subunit. The record is from RefSeq and is a predicted model, not a curated record. Gene Ontology annotation, biological process: translation; positive regulation of translational fidelity. Lineage: Eukaryota; Metazoa; Chordata; Mammalia; Rodentia; Cricetidae.